AAACAAACAUUUAUCUUAAAUCUACUUUCAAGAUGAUGCCAAUGAUGCAUUUAAGUUCAAGUGACGAAGAUUUGGAAGAAUUGAACGAAUUGUUUGAAGUUCCAAAGAAUGAGAACUUUUGUGAGGAAACUGAGCCCCAAUUCAACGAUCAACAGUUUUUGGGGCAUUUUAGGAUAAGCAGGGAAGUAGCAACCCAAUUAUCAAACAGAUAUGAGGCUUCGCAAUAUUAUCACUACCAAAAAGGUGACUCUGAAAAAAUCAGCCCUUUUAAAACAGUUGUGGCCUUUUUAUGGUAUGCAAGCAAUGAAGCUGCAAGCUUAAGGGAUGUAUCUGACCGGUUUGGGAUUACGAUUAGCUCUCUUCAUAAAAUUGUAAAGAGAUUUACGUAUUUUUUAUCCAAUUUGUCUGCGGAAUUUAUAAAAUGGCCAACUAACGAGGAAAAAAUUGAAAUUGAAAGCCACUUUAGGCAAGACGAAUUUCCUGGCAUUAUUGGCGUCAUUGACGGUACACACAUUGAAAUUGACAAGCCACAGGAUGAUCCAGAUUCAUACCGUAACAGGAAGCACUUUUUUUCGAUCCAUGCACAGGUUGUUUGCGAUCAUAAAAGGUAAACAAGGGAUAUAUUUGUCGGAUACCCAGGAUCCGUACAUGAUAGUCGAGUGUUUCGGACAUCACCAGUAUUUGGAACACUCCAAGAAAAAUGUGAAAACCACUUUAUUAUUGGAGACAGUGGUUACCCUUGUUCAUAAUAUUGCCUAACUCCAUUUCAAGAUAAAGUUCCACCAACUCCAGAAGCACAUAAUGAAGUAAUUGUUGGACAAGCAGGGCGAGAUGCAGGAAAUAAAAAUCAGGAUGAACAAACUGGGAUAACAAAAAGAAAUGAAGUAAUGAAUAGCUUAAAUUUCGUAAUUUAGUAUGUAAUGUGUAUGCAUUUUUAAUAAAAG
Messenger RNA from Acanthoscelides obtectus, 944 nucleotides. The record is from the annotation of a GenBank genome assembly. Lineage: Eukaryota; Metazoa; Arthropoda; Insecta; Coleoptera; Chrysomelidae.